AUGACGCCCAUCCUCUCUGCUCUUCUCUGCCUCGGGCUGAGUCUGGACCAGAGGACCCGUGUGCAGGCAGGGACCCUCCCCAAACCCACCAUCUGGCCCGAGCCAGGCCCAGUGAUCCGCUGGGGGAGCUCUGUGACCAUCUGGUGUCAGGGGACCCCACGGGCUGAGGAGUACCUUCUGUAUAAAGAGGGAAGCACAGCCUCGUGGUACCAACAGAAGACACUGGAUCCCGGGGACAGAGCCAAGUUCUCCAUCAAAGACCUGACAAAUCCUGAUGCAGGGAGAUAUCGCUGUUCCUAUCGCAGUCCCAGUGGCCAGUCAGAGCGCAGUGACCCCCUGGAGCUGGUGAUGACAGGAUCCUUCAACAAACCCAGCCUCUCAGCCCUGCCCAGCCCUGUCGUGGCCUCAGGAGGGAUCGUGACCCUCCAGUGUGGCUCAGGGCAGGGAUUUGACAGGUUCAUUCUGACUAAGGAAGGAGGUGCGUCUGGGAAGCCGUCCCUCCUGACCCAGCAGGGCCCGAUCGUGGCCUCAGGACAGAGCCUGACCCUCCAGUGUCGCUCUGUUGUCGGCUAUGACAGAUUUGCUUUGCACAAGGAGGGGGGACGGGACCUCUCCCAGAGCCUUGUCCUGCAGCUCUCUCAGGCCCACUUCCUCCUGGACACUGUGAGCAGCUCCCACGGAGGCCGGUACAGAUGCUACGGUGGAUACAACCUCUCCUCGGAGUGGUCAGCUCCCAGUGACCCCCUGGACAUCCUGGUGGCAGGACAUCUGGCUGACACACCCUUCCUAUCGGUGCGGCCAGGCCCCAGGGUGGCCUCAGGAGAGAACGUGACCCUGCUGUGUCAGUCACAGCGCCCAAGGAACAUGUUCCUUCUGUCCAAGGAAGGGGCAGCUGAUCCACCCCUGCAUCUGAUAUCAAAGCGCCGAGCUCAGCAGUUCCAGGCAGAGUUCUCCAUGUGUCCUGUGACCUCAGCGCAUGGGGGCACCUACAGGUGCUACAGCUCACUGAACUCCUUCUCCUACCUUCUGUCACUCCCCAGUGAGCCCCUGGAGCUCCUGGUCUCAGGAGCAGCCCACACCAUCAGCCCAUCACAGAACAACUCAGACCCCAAGAGUGGUGAGUAG
Molecule: messenger RNA, 1125 nt
Organism: Myotis davidii
Lineage: Eukaryota; Metazoa; Chordata; Mammalia; Chiroptera; Vespertilionidae
Product: leukocyte immunoglobulin-like receptor subfamily A member 6
Exons: 7
Coding region: 1-1125 (374 amino acids)
Biological process (GO): cytokine-mediated signaling pathway
Molecular function (GO): inhibitory MHC class I receptor activity
Source: RefSeq, a predicted model, not a curated record